Molecule: messenger RNA, 815 nt
Organism: Toxotes jaculatrix (banded archerfish)
Lineage: Eukaryota; Metazoa; Chordata; Actinopteri; Toxotidae
Product: tetraspanin-8-like
Exons: 9
Coding region: 45-815 (256 amino acids)
Cellular component (GO): membrane
Source: RefSeq, a predicted model, not a curated record
UGUAUGUGAAAGGUGGUUUCAAAGCCUGGCAGAGAAGCGGCAGCAUGCAGCGGAGCGCAGUGGUCGUGGUGGCGGAUAAAACGACCCUGAAAAGGCCGUUUAUUUUUGCAAAUGCUGUGCAUAUGGCGCUGUGCUUCUUCAUGCUGACAAUGACAAUAGCGUGGCACAGAGACCUCGUACAAACUGGCAAACUGGUGUCCAGUGUGUCUGUGGUGUUAAUGUAUGUCAUAGAGAUCGGUUGUCUGCUUCUCUCAGUGCUCGGCGUGUUUGGAGCCUGUAAAGGAAAGAGAUGGUGUUUGAUUCUGUAUGCAACUGGGAUGGCAGCAGCCAGUCAAACAAUAAUUGUUAGAACAGCACUAAGCUACCAAGAUGUUUAUGAGAAACGUGUAGUGCGUGAGGAGUCCAAGUUGCUGGCCAUGAUGCCACUCAGUGGAACAAGCAAAGCCAACAGGACCCUGCUGUAUAGUAUUCAAGAAGAGUUUGAGUGCUGUGGUCUUAUUGAAGGCUACAAAGACUGGGGCUCUUUCAUUCCUGCCUCCUGUAACUGUCAGUAUCCAGGAAAAUGCAUUCGACUACGGGGUAGCGCCACACUUGGGGCUCCAAAGAACCAGUAUGUUUAUCAAGAGCCUUGCCUACCGAUUUAUGUUUCUGAACUAAAACUUGCGUUCUCAUUGGCGAUGGGUAUACAGUUUGGAAGUGGAGUGUUUUGGAUGGUUUUACUUGUGAUGAGCAUCAAGCUGAUGGGCCAGAUAAAAAGAAAACAGGAGUUCAUGGCUCUUCUCCAAUCAAACAGAUAUGUUCCUGGUGCCUUCUAG